AUGCCUCGUCCUCAAAUUGUCGCCCUUCUCAUAGAUUUGUCUGGCACACUACAUAUCGGCUCCGAUCCAGUCCCUCGCGCAGUCUCCGCCGUCCAGAAACUGCGGCAAUUGAACAUUCCUUUCCGCUUCUGCACUAAUACGAGUAAGGAGUCGACGAAUGAUCUAAAGGACCGCUUGCGGCGUAUGGGCUUUGAAGUACGACCUGGCAAUAACGGGGAGCAGGAAGAAGUCUGGACGAGUAUAGGAGCAGUGAAGCGCGCCCUAACAAGCAAGGGCUUGAAGAAGCCGUACUUCAUCCUGACUGAGUCUGCCAUCCAAGAGUGCGCCUCAGCCCUCCCGUUUUACUCUCAAGCGUCCAAUGACGACACUCAAUCAUACGACUCGGUUGUGGUCGGGCUUGCUCCGGAGCGUUUCACCUACGACACUCUCAAUACAGCUUUCCGUACCCUCGUCUCCCCAUCGCCCAGCCCAGUUCCCUUCCUCGCGACGCACAGAGCGAAAUACAUUCGCUCGCCCGAUGGGGAACUCUCGCUCGGUCCUGGUCCUUUCGUAACGGCUUUGGAACACGCUUCCGGCGUGAACGUGGAAGUACUAGGCAAACCUUCGACAGAGUUCUUCCAGACCGUCGUCAGUAGUAUGCAAAUCCCCGAUUCGGGAAGAAUUGCUAUUAUCGGUGAUGAUAUCGAAGCUGAUCUAGGUGACGGGGCGGUCGAGUUGGGAUUCUGGAGGGUAUUAGUAAAAACCGGAAAGUAUCGCCCUGGGGACGAGUCAAAACCAGGUGUCGUCCCUGCGGACGAAGUACAAGAUUCAUUUGCUGCGUUUGUGGACAGUCUGGUCGGAGGACAAUGACCAAUUGGGAUGCCAUCGCGCCCUUAGAUUACAGACGAAUAGAUAAUAGCGGUGAGCAGCUCUACAUGACAUAGCACAGUAAUAACGUACGUAUAAGUGGGAACGUGACGCUCAUAUCUGCUCAUAUAUAGUGAACCUGCAAGGUAGCUGAACAUCAAUCCUGUUCCUAUUAUAGUGCUGUAUUGCAUGCGAACCCAGCCAUCGCUUCC
This is a messenger RNA of Gloeophyllum trabeum ATCC 11539, 1058 nucleotides long. RefSeq lists its product as uncharacterized. Gene Ontology annotation, molecular function: phosphatase activity. Gene Ontology annotation, biological process: dephosphorylation. Bases 1 to 849 code for a protein of 282 amino acids. The record is from RefSeq and is a predicted model, not a curated record. The transcript has 2 exons. Lineage: Eukaryota; Fungi; Basidiomycota; Agaricomycetes; Gloeophyllales; Gloeophyllaceae.